GUGCCAGCUUCCAUUUUGUGGCGCAGUCAGCGACCGAACUACCCAGUCGGGAGUUAGACGCCGUUGGGGAAGGUUCGAGGUAGUUGAUCGCCGAGUGUCGAUUGGCAUCUGUCCUACUUCGAUCAAGAACGACCGAUCAGAAAAAUACAGGUUCGUGCAGGUUUUGCAGCUGUUUGGAGACUGCGAGGGGGGGGGCUGAGGAAGGGAUGAAGCGUGAGGAAGGAAUAUCCAAUUAGCGGGUCAACGGGGAGGGUCGUUUUUUUGACCUCUUGCAGGUGUCGGAAGAAGGAAAUGGGGGUUUGCGUUUGAACGGUGGCUGGGCGCGUCCAUAUUUAGUUAGGCCGCGGGGAGCGCAGGCGGUGCCGCUGCUGAAAAGUCUAAACGAGGGUUGCGGGUGCGGCGGGCUUCCGCCGCCAUUUUGUGGAAGAAAUGGCGUCUGGCGAAAAGCUCGGGCCUGCGGUAGAGCGCAUGCGCGGGUCGGUCGCUCCGGAGCCUCGCGGGGCUGGUCGUCGGCACUAUGUCAUAAAAGGAGAAACGGAUGCGUCGUUCUCUGAUUGGCUUUGGGGAAAGGCGGUGCUUGGACGCGAAUUCCGACUGGAGCAGCAGGCGUGGAGGCGGGGCUUGUUUGGCGCUCUGCCUGCCUUGAUGUCAGAUUGCGGCAGCGAAAGGCGGAGCCGGUACUGCGGCACAGUCCAAAGGGGAGGGCGAUGCCAGCAGCUGCUGACCUAUUUUUGUGGCAGCCAUCUUGCUUCGGCAUCUCUGUUCCUGGUUUCCUGCUUAACGCAUUGUUUUUUUAUCUACAGCUGAUUCAUCUUUAGAUACACCAUGAGUGGUUGUCGUGUUUUCAUCGGACGGCUCAAUCCAGCCGCCAGAGAGAAGGAUGUUGAAAGAUUUUUCAAGGGAUAUGGACGCAUCAGAGACAUCGACUUGAAAAGAGGCUUUGGAUUUGUCGUAAGUGGAAAUAAGCCGUUCAUGUACAACUAGGAUUUCAGUGGAUAAAUGUCUCUCCCCCUUUUUUGGGGGGGGGGGGAGGAUCUGCCAGUGGAAAAAUACUGCAUCCAAUUGUAUUUUUAAUGAAAUAGAAGCAAUGUUUUCUAAAUAAAAAUAGUUUGGUUUAAUGUAAAGGUCAAAUGUGACUUAAGGAUUUGGGGGAAAGUGUAAAAAAAAUGUUAUUGGUGUUUAAAAUGUCAUUCUAAUUUGUUACAUUAAUUGAAUACAAAGCCAGAACUCAGCAGAUCCUAUUUUUAACAGGAGUUUGAAGAUCCAAGAGAUGCUGAUGAUGCAGUCUAUGAAUUGGAUGGAAAAGAGCUCUGCAGUGAAAGGUAGAUCAUAGUAUCUUAACAUGUCUUCCCCAGGUACUGUAGUUUUCUGAUCUGAGUGAUUAUGAACGCCUGAGCAAUGAAAUAAAUUGGUGGUUUGGUCUGUCUUUCUAGGGUUACAAUUGAACAUGCAAGGGCCCGUUCUAGAGGUGGAAGAGGCAGAGGUCGAUACUCUGACCGUUUUAGUAGCCGCCGUCCACGAAAUGAUAGAAGGUAUCAUGUACACAUACAUAGCUAGAACUAAGCAUGGUCUAGAGGACCUGACAGACACUUAAUUCAUUUUUUAUUAGAUGUUGCUACUGAACUAAACAUUUUGUUUUUUCCAGAAAUGCUCCACCUGUAAGGACAGAGAAUCGUCUCAUUGUAGAAAACUUAUCAUCCAGAGUCAGCUGGCAGGUUUGUUGAAACAUGAUUAUCUCUUAGACAUCAAUUAAUGGGUAUGUAAUAUGUAAUAUGUAAAUUGUUUUUUAUUAGAACUAAUUUUUAUCUUAAUUUUAAAACAUUAUCAGAAUUAUUAAUAUUUAAUGCUUAAAUACAUUUUCAAAAGUAGAUUAAUGGUAGAGUUUUUAAUGUAAUUUUACCUUGUUUUCAAAAUCCAUUUUAACCACUUUAAAAAUCCAUUUUAUUUGCCAGCCUAUCUGUGUCGUUGGCCUUAUGACGAGGAGUGCCUGUGGGUUAUCCUAAUCGUUCUGUCUUGGUCACUCUUGGUUGGGCCUGGUUGACUUAUCCAGUCAGCUCCUCCAGUGUAUCAGUUGGCCACCUCUAGAUCUGUGUUUGCUGGUCUAGACGUAAUCGAUGCACUUCCUUAAAGUGCCGGGUUGCAGCGAUCCCCGAAAGUUAAAGAGCUCUGAGUCCUAAGUUGAGAACUGUACCUCCUGUAACGCUUCGAAAAUAAGAUGAUGAUGAUCCGAGAGAGUUGAAAAGAGAUACGCAUUAGGUGGUCGUUGGAAUCCUGAUCGCAGUAAAGUGGUCCUUGGUGUAACUUCACAAGAUUAGAGAAUGUCUGGAUCCGCCAGUAGUCUGCUAAUAGGGAGGGCUGUGCGAUUAAAGGCUUCCUUCGACUGGGUAGUGUUCUUCACAUGGUUGGCGAAGAGCCAGUCGGGCAUAUAUCAUGACGGUAUCUUCGAUCGCUUAAUGCAGUUUGCUGCUUGGCUAGCCUAGGGAAAUUUUAAUGAAGGUAAAGUAAACUAUAUUUUUAAUGACAUAUGGGGCACAAAAUAACUGGUGUUUUUGUAAAUGUACUGUUUAAUCAUAAAACAUUUCAGAAUGCUUUUCUGCAAAUAAACUGUUAUGCAUUCUGUUCAGUAAACUGUAUAGACAAGUAACUUAAAUGUUAAAAGUUGUUGAGCAUUUUGCUUAAAGCAAUUUGCUGUUUUCAUUUAUUUCGUGCCCUGAUGUAUUCUAUCAAAUGUAGUAUUAUCUACAAUUGUGGCAUCUGCCACAUUGUAAUUCUUAACACCUUUUCUUACAGUAGUAUUUUUUAAAAUAUUAUUCAUGAGUAUUGUUUACUGCUAUGUCUUAACGUGUUUGAUCUUGUGUUAGGAUCUCAAAGACUUCAUGAGACAAGCUGGGGAAGUAACCUUUGCAGAUGCACAUAGGCCCAAGUUAAAUGAAGGGUAGGUAUCGUGCAGUAAUAGUGAUUGAGGUAUGGCGUAAUUAUAGUUAUACUGUAAUAAUGUAUACUGUCCUUUCCUGCCUGGUGUCCUCUAGAUGUUGUAGUCACGAAACAUUUGGAGGACACCAGGUUGGCAAAGGUUGAUGUAUAGUGUUGGAGAAAGGUCUCUAUUAGGAGAAAUAGUAAAAAGACUAGUAAAAUGUGCUUUUUUCUUAAGCUUAUUUUAUUCACUAAUUUGUAUGUCCUCUUUUAUACUACUAGGGUGGUUGAAUUUGCCUCUUACAGUGAUUUAAAGAAUGCUAUUGAAAAGCUUUCUGGCAAAGAAAUAAAUGGAAGGAAAAUAAAACUAAUUGAAGGCAGCAAAAGGCACAGGUAAGAAUUUUAAUUUAUAAAUGUUUGCAUAUUGACAUGUUUGAGAUCUCUCCACAGAGAAGAACCUAAAAUGAAUAUUUUAUUCCAUUACAGUAGGUCCAGAAGCAGGUCCAGGUCUCGUAGUAGGAGUUCCUCAAGGUCUCGUAGCCGUUCUCGCUCCAGGAGCCGCAAGUCUUACACCAGAUCUAGGAGCAGGAGCCGUAGCAAGUCACGCUCAGUUAGUAGGUCUCCUGCCCCUGAAAAGAGCCAAAAACGUGCUUCCUCAAGUAGAUCAAAGUCUCCAGCUUCUGUGGAUCGCCAGAGAUCACGCUCAAGGUCAAGAUCUGUUGACAGUGGCAACUGAACAAAUAGUUUGCCCUGGGGACUUUUAAAUCAUACUUGCUAUUAGUUGUGGUAAGUAUGUGACUCCUGGGAAAGAGGAACUGAACGGGGGGGGGGGGGGGGUUAACAGCUUUGUAUAUGUGGACCACACAAGUUACUGAAUUAAUUGUAUUGUCUUUUUGAUAAUCCUUUUCCUGCUCACUUCAUUAAGUCAGAAGUGCAUAGCUUUAUGUAUAUUGCUAGAGCUCUUUGAAGAAAACUUUUUUUGUAUUUAAAGAGAACCCUACUUUUGAACAUUUUUAGUUAUCGGUGUACUCCAGUAUAUGACACUUCAGGUGUUGAAAACGUUUUAUUGGCAGUAGAGCUCUACACCAGCUGUAAAUAAAGCUUUAUUUCAGAUUUUCCAUGCUUCCUUAGUGUUCCUGCAUUGGCUUGGUCUCCAUUAUUAAUUAAAUAAAAUGCUACUAAAGUUGUGUGUUUUCUUUGAAAAAAGUAGUUAGCAUAAGGUUGGUUUAUAUAUACACAAUACUUUACAACUACUGAGCAGGGAAUGUAAGGGCGAGCUUUUCAGAAGAACAAAUCAUAAUCUCUGCAUGACUAGGCACUCCAUUUGAGGGGGGUUUUGAGCACAAGGGGAGCUGGAACUAGAACAUAGGUGGUAAAUCCCUACAUUGCAGAAAAACUGCACUGGCAGUAUAAGAUAGUAUGCUUUUUCAUUUGUCUGUCUUGCCUGACUUAAUAAAGUCCAGUUUUACAUUGCCCAAAGGCAACCCGUUCCCAAUUUUAUUUAUUUAUUUAUUUUGCUGCAGCAUCUGCCUUUCCAAAGUAGACAUUAGUUUUCACUCACUACAUUCGACCCAUUUUAGUUAA
This is a messenger RNA of Podarcis lilfordi (Lilford's wall lizard), 4497 nucleotides long. NCBI's taxonomy places the organism in Eukaryota, Metazoa, Chordata, Lepidosauria, Squamata, Lacertidae. The record is from the annotation of a GenBank genome assembly.